Puccinia graminis f. sp. tritici CRL 75-36-700-3 is the source of this 381-nucleotide messenger RNA. RefSeq lists its product as uncharacterized. The coding region runs from base 1 to 381 and encodes 126 amino acids. NCBI's taxonomy places the organism in Eukaryota, Fungi, Basidiomycota, Pucciniomycetes, Pucciniales, Pucciniaceae. The record is from RefSeq and is a predicted model, not a curated record. The transcript has 3 exons.
AUGGAUGGGCUGGAGUGGGAGCUGUGUGAAGCUGCAUGGAGUUGGAUCACUCUGAGUGGAGCUCGGUGGAGCUGGGUGCAGCUGUGUUGUAGGAGCAGGGUUGAGCUGUAUGGAGCUGGGUUGAGCUGGAUGGAUUGGCUGAGUGGGAGCUGGGGUGAGCUGGAUGGGUUGGCUGAGGUGAGGAAAGCCCCUACCAACAACGGUGAAACGGAUGUGAUGCAUGCAUCGGCAUUGCAUCGCAUUGUAUCGGACGACUCGGAUCCAAUUUGUGAACUCCGAUUCACAUUGCUUGGAAUCGGAUUAACUCCCCUUGACGGUUGUUCACUGCCAUCUGGACUCGACCGUUAUCAAACAGACAAAACGAACGGAUUGUCAGCCUGA